AUGUCAGAAUUUCGAGCUGGAUCAACAAAACAUAGGCAUAUUAGCUCUAGUCUUUGCAAAAACCAGAAAUGUGAAACCAAUGUUGUAGAGAAAAAGACAGUGCCACCUCCUGUGACCCCGUCAAUGAUCACUGUUAAGGCCACAUUACUACGUUUUAACGGAAUCCCUUUGGCUUGGAAGGAGCUUAGGUUUAUUCUGCUGGACGAGGCACUCGAUCGGCCAGAUGAAGUACCUCGAAAUGAAACAAAGAAAGAGAUUGAUAACCAGUUCCUGAAAAAAUUAUCCAGUAUAAGCCUUAAUCUUUGUGAGAUGCUGCUGCAAGUAACACCUGGAUUGAAUAGGGUGCGGGUAAAGAAAAAAGACAUUCUUCCCAUUUCGGGGAAGGAUUUGACAAACACCCCAAGAGAAAAAGAUUUGGGAUUCAUGAAAUUCUUAUCCUCCACAUUUUACAGUGUAUUCGACAUUUCUCCUCAGUUCCAUUGUGCUUUGCUCAUAGCGAGUCCAAGUAUGGUUAGAUAUCGAGCACAAAUUUUGACCUCUCAAUUUGUCUUCAAAAUGGAAACAAAGUCAUUGCUGAGCUUGGGAGAAGCAUUCACUGAGUUCUUUCAACAAAUCACAGAGACCACAAUGAUCUUCUUCUGCUAUGCGCUGAUUUUGUGGCUGGUUGUUCCACUGCACCCUAUGAUGCAGCUUUUCAUCAUGCUUAUGUUGAUUGCUGGACCAUGUUACUAUGUUCCAGAACUGGUAGGCAUGGCUUCAGGUAUUACAGUGCCCUGUGGCUCCUUUGAGAUGCCUCUUUUCUGGUUUAUAGCCUCUGGGGCUUUUCUUCUUUCUCUGCUUUUUGUUUUUCUGUCACUGCUUGUGAUUUACAUCAUUCGGAGGUACAUACAUCCAAGGGGAGAAAGUGUGAGAGAAGCCGAUGUUGGUUUGGAUGAUUUGCGGAAUAUCUUCGAGGAGUUCAAAUACCUUAAUGAGGUGAUGAAUGGUUGA
Molecule: messenger RNA, 990 nt
Organism: Sphenostylis stenocarpa
Lineage: Eukaryota; Viridiplantae; Streptophyta; Magnoliopsida; Fabales; Fabaceae
Source: the annotation of a GenBank genome assembly